Molecule: messenger RNA, 3483 nt
Organism: Mustela lutreola (European mink)
Lineage: Eukaryota; Metazoa; Chordata; Mammalia; Carnivora; Mustelidae
Gene: PLA2G3
Product: phospholipase A2 group III
Exons: 7
Coding region: 1946-3481 (511 amino acids)
Biological process (GO): arachidonate secretion; phospholipid metabolic process
Molecular function (GO): A2-type glycerophospholipase activity
Source: RefSeq, a predicted model, not a curated record
GCUCUUGUGGAUGCUGUGGUCUGAAAAUCUGGGGACUUGCUUUCUCCUGGCUAAACUGUUUCCUGCCCAGGGAUGUCCUGAGGUUUUAGCAACAGUGUCUUGGGUGCCAGUCACUGUGCAGAGAGCCUUCCCCAACAUCCCGUGAACCGACCACUGUGAUUAUUCCCAUCACACAGAUGAGGAGACUGAGGCUCAAAGAAGUUAAGACUUCAAAGCCUGAGGUCCCACAGUGCCGGGACUCAAGUUACAUAUGUCUGACCUUGAAAGGUGAGUUCCUGCCACCGGACCUCCCAGCCUUCCUGGGUGAUGGACUCUGUAGUACAGAAAAGAGGGCAGAGGUGAGUGGCCAUUCCUACAACUGGGUAAAGUUACCAGAACAUGGUUUCCAAACAAUGGAAUUCUUUCCAGAGAGACAGUGGUGUCCCUACCUUUGGGAACCCCAGGUCUCCCUACCCUUCCUGCCUCUACUCUUUUUAGUCCACACUCCCUUCCCCUGCUUCUGGAGAGGAUUUUGGCUGCUGGGCUAUUCCCACCCUCUUUCCCUUUUCAUUGUCCCCAGCCAUGACCUUCUGAGAGGCAGGAGCUGGCUGGUUCUGAAGCACAGAGAUGGGCCUGCACACCCAGCCACCCCUCCUUCCCCCUGCUAUGUAUAGUAAGCUUCCCUUCCCCAGCUCUACCCACGGCCCUGCCUCACCAGGCCUUGCCCUCCUAGGAUGGAGACUGAGAGGGAGGUUGGGGAGCAGUAGGCUGAUGGGCUGAUGGACAGACAGACAGUCAGAUCACUGUCUCUGCCAGCCCUGACCUCCCAGCAAAGCUUUCUGAGAGCCGUGCUUCCAGCCUUGAAGUCCUCCCUCACUGGAGCCUGUCACCUAAAGUUUCCUCCCCCUUGAUGAUCCUCAGUUUCUUCAUAAUAGCAUAUGAGCAUCCCAGCUUUCCUGGAUGGUUGGAAGCUGGGUGAUACAUUAGCUUUGGGACACAGAAACUCGUGCUGGCAGUAGCCCUUCCCUGACGGAGAGAUCAUUCUUGUCCUUUGGGAAACGCAUGAUGCUUGCUGUGUCCCACUGGUGGCUAAGUCCAAGGAUGGAGCUGGCUGCAGACUCAGCCCUCUGCCCAGCCCUCCACUCCUCUGGGGACUCCAGUCCCUUCAAGUCCAGAGCAUUAGCCCUGUCCUAUUCUGUGCUCUCAAGGCCUUCUCUGGCUCUGUUUCCACCAUAUAUCAGACUGGGAGGGUUGCUGCUUGGCCAGGCCUGUGUCUUGGAGUCCCAGGAAGUGGGGUGCCCUGGGGCGCUGUCCCCUGAUUAUGCCUAGAGGCUUUCUUAGAACCAGCUCUGGGCAGUGGUGUACCCCAGGUGGCCAGGGGAUAGCCGCUUCCUUUCCCAGAAGCCUCAGAACCUCCCUGGGAGAUGGGGUAGUGGCCACAGGGCCCCAGGCCUCCCUCACCCCCUUCACCUAGGUCUGGCAGAGGCCAUGGCUGUCUGCCAACUUCAUGGAGGUGGGUGUGGCAGCCACCACUGGGGAAAGGGUCUGGGGACGGAGUUCUGGGAGCUUCCUCUGAGCCCCUGAGCUCUCUUCCCUCUCCAGGAAGGUAGAGAUCCCCUCCUGGCCCCCUGCCCCACAGCCCAAGGCUUUGGCUCCCACAGUCCCCAUCCAGGCGGGGCUGGCAGCAGGUGACUGGAUAAGAAAGGCGUGGUGAAUGGGGGCGUGGGCCCUGGCAAGUGCACUCCUUGGCCAAUCAGCAGCCUGCCCAGCCGGUGGAUUCAGUUACAAGUCUGAGAUCACCCCAUACUCCAGCCUCCUUCCUACUCCUCCCAAAGCUCCAUUCAUUGGUCCCGCUGCACUGGGUCUGCAGGGCACUGCUUCCGCUCAAUUGCUAAAGCUCCUGCCUCGUGGGCUGCGGGGGUAGGUGUCCUGGGGGCUUUGUCUGACUGGGCUGGCCUAGGACAGAAUGGGGGUUCCGGUAGUGCUGUUAGGGAUGCUGAGCUUCCUGGGAGUGGGAGGCCCCUCUGCCCUCCGCUGGGACAGCACCUCCUGCCACUUGGCCAGUCCCAUCCCUGGCAGCCCCUUGGGGACCCUGAGCUUUCUGAGCAAGGGUGCCCAAGGACUGGCCCUGUUCCACACCCGCUGGGAUAGGCAUGGGAGGCUGCAAGCGUGUAGCUGGCAAGACGAGCCAGAGCUCACCGCAGCCUUCAGUGCCCUCUGUGCUGGUGAGAUCACCCAGGGCUCCUUCAUCCACACCCCUGGCCCCGAGCUGCAGAGAGCCCUGGCCACCCUUUGGAGUCAGUGGAGGGCCUGCAGAGGGCCUGAAGGGGCUAGGGAGAAGCGAGCGGCAGAGACCAGGGAAGACCAAGCAGGUGGAGCUCCUGGGAGCGUAAGACCUCAGCGGGUGAAGAGAGGCUGGACCAUGCCUGGCACGCUGUGGUGUGGAGUAGGGGAUUCUGCUGGAAACUCCUCUGAGCUGGGGGUCUUCCAAGGCCCUGAUCUCUGCUGCCGGGAGCAUGACCGCUGCCCACAGAACAUCUCGCCUUUCCAGUAUAGCUACGGCAUCCGAAACUACCGAUUCCACACCAUCUCCCAUUGUGACUGUGAUGCCAGGUUCCAGCAAUGCCUGCAGAACCAGCGCGACUCCAUCUCGGACAUCGUGGGCGUGGCCUUCUUCAAUGUGCUGGAGAUCCCCUGCUUUGUGCUUGAGGAACAGGAGGCGUGUGUGGCGUGGUACUGGUGGGGAGGGUGUAGAACAUAUGGCUCCAUACCCCUUGCCCGCCUCCAGUCCAGGACCAUCUACAAUGCCUCCUGGAGCUCCCCCACCACCCCUGUGACUCCCAGCCUCCAAAGCCCAGCCCCCAGCAAGCCUCGACAGAAGCAGCAUCCUCAGAAGCGGCCGCCACAGCGGAAAGGGUCUGAGCACACCCACAAAACUAACACCACAGCCCUCUGGGUCCCCAAGGCCUCUACCAAACCUGAUAUGUCCCCAACAGCCUGGCUGGAGGUCACCCAUCCAGGCCUCCAGUGGCCACAUAAUGGCCUAAAACCCCGGGAUGCCCGCCGGGCCUGCCGCAGCUUCCGCCGCCUGGAUCAAUGCGAGCAGCAGAUUGGACCUCAGGAGACCAAGUUCCAGCUGCUCAAUAGCGCCCAUGAGCCCCUCUUCCACUGCAAUUGCACACGUCGUCUGGCACGCUUCCUGAGGCUCCACAGCCCACCUGAGGGCACCAACGUGCUUUGGGAGCUGCUAGGCAUGACCUGCUUCGAGCUUGCCCCUCCACUGGACUGUGCUGAGGGCAAAGGCUGUUCCAGAGACCCUAGGGCCAUUAAGGUACCAGCCCGGCACUUGCGGCGACUUCAAAAGAGGCGACGCCAGCUCUGGGGUGUGGGCACAGGUGAGGGGCAGUUGCAGCCUUCGGAUCACCCAAGAGCCCCCAUGUCAUUCUAUGACCGCUGCCUGCGGCUGACCUUGCAGAGACCCAACAGGAGAGAGAAAUCCUAGAA